AGUAUUCACUUGCCUUUGCCUUUUCCAGCGCAUUACCAACAAGAAUCCAGAUCAAUCAACAUGGUGUCUUUCGAAGAAGCUACUGAACUCGCCAAGAAGUUCACCAAGAAGCCCACCGAUGCCGAAUUCCUGGAGUUCUACGGUCUCUUCAAGCAGGCCACCGUUGGCGAUGUGAACAUCGAGAAGCCCGGCGCUCUGGAUCUGAAGGGCAAGGCCAAGUUCGAGGCCUGGAACUCCAACAAGGGCCUGUCCAAGGAGGCCGCCAAGGAGGCCUACAUCAAGGUGUACGAGAAGUAUGCCCCCAAGUACGCCUAAAAUGGUUACCCCUCCCCAGCGGAAGUCGACCCCCCAUGUACUUGCCACUACUUAGUAGAGCAAUAAAGAUUAACCCAGAUAUGAACACAUA
This is a messenger RNA of Drosophila serrata, 406 nucleotides long. It is a transcript of the gene Acbp3, whose product is annotated as Acyl-CoA binding protein 3. Gene Ontology annotation, molecular function: fatty-acyl-CoA binding. Gene Ontology annotation, biological process: fatty acid metabolic process. The record is from RefSeq and is a predicted model, not a curated record. Lineage: Eukaryota; Metazoa; Arthropoda; Insecta; Diptera; Drosophilidae.